AUGGGUCCCUGUACGGCCUCCCAUUGCUGCUGUCUCCAUCGCCACACUCUGCCAUGUGCCACUUUCAGGUCUCCUCACACUCCUGCUGGUUUCCAUUUUGUCAUAGGUUGCUGGCAGAUUACAGGCCUUCCAUAGGUGCCGCCAGGCCCCAUAUCGGCCAUGGGCCCCCGUACCUCCUGGUCACGCUGCUGCUGAGCCCACAGUGUGACCUGGGUCCCUGUACGGCCUCCCAUUGCUUCCACUCUGCCAUGUGCCACUUUGAGGUCUCCUCA
Staurois parvus is the source of this 272-nucleotide messenger RNA. Lineage: Eukaryota; Metazoa; Chordata; Amphibia; Anura; Ranidae. The record is from the annotation of a GenBank genome assembly.